Sander lucioperca (pikeperch) is the source of this 4412-nucleotide messenger RNA. RefSeq names its product RNA binding protein fox-1 homolog 3-like. The transcript is spliced from 14 exons. Bases 114 to 1235 code for a protein of 373 amino acids. Gene Ontology annotation, biological process: nervous system development; regulation of alternative mRNA splicing, via spliceosome. The record is from RefSeq and is a predicted model, not a curated record. Gene Ontology annotation, cellular component: cytoplasm; nucleus. Gene Ontology annotation, molecular function: mRNA binding. NCBI's taxonomy places the organism in Eukaryota, Metazoa, Chordata, Actinopteri, Perciformes, Percidae.
UGUUUUUCCACAGGCUGACAUAUAGCAGAAGAAACGUCUAGACGUCUCAUACACACUUUACGACAUCCUUACGGCAGCACGAAAGUCCCUUCUCUCCGACCAGUUGGCUGUUCAUGGAGACCCCCAGCUGGGCAGAAACCAAGCCAGGAAGUGGUCUGUGCAAACCAGGAACCAUUGCUCUGUUUGGUAACGUGGUGUACAGCGGACUGCUCAACGAGCACUUCUGGCACUUCGGGGUUCCCCUUGUCACCAGACUGGGUAACCAAGAGGCCCAAGCUCCCCCUGAAGCCAUGGCCCAACCCUUCCCACAGGCCCAGUACCCCCCUCCCCCACAGAAUGGGAUCCCAGCUGAGUAUGCCACCCCCCACACCCACCCACCGGCAGAAUACACAGGACCAAGCACGGUGGCCGAGCACACCCUGACACUCUACACGCCUACACACACACAGAGCGAACAGCUGGGAAAUGACAGCAACACCCCCACUCUCACAGCCAACACAGUAACCCAGGCAGAGGAGGUUGCACAGACGGAGGGCUCCCAGCAGCUCCACCUGCAGUCCAGCGACUCGUUGGAAAAGCAGCAGCCCAAGAGGUUACAUGUCUCCAACAUCCCUUUCCGUUUCCGAGACCCUGACCUCCGGCAAAUGUUUGGGCAAUUUGGCAAGAUUUUAGACGUGGAGAUUAUUUUUAAUGAGCGAGGCUCCAAGGGCUUUGGGUUUGUAACAUUUGAAACGAGUGCAGAUGCUGACCGUGCACGGGAGAAACUAAAUGGUACAAUCGUAGAGGGACGCAAAAUAGAGGUCAACAAUGCCACAGCCAGAGUAAUGACAAACAAAAAGGUGGCAAACCCUUAUACAAAUGGCUGGAAGCUGAAUCCAGUGGUUGGAGCAGUGUAUGGCCCUGAAUUUUAUGCAGUGACAGGGUUUCCAUACCCCAGUACAGGAGCAGCUGUGGCCUAUAGAGGGGGCCAUUUGAGAGGGAGGGGACGCACCGUCUACAACACGUUCCGUGCUGCACCUCCUCCUCCACCCAUCCCUGCCUACGGAGCUGUGGUCUACCAGGAUGGCUUUUAUGGAGCAGAAAUAUAUGGAGGGUAUGCAGCUUACAGAUAUGCCCAGCCAGCUGGUACUGCUGCAGCUGCAUACAGUGACAGUUAUGGCAGAGUCUAUGCAACAGCAGACCCAUAUCACCAUACGAUUGGUCCUGCAGCCACAUACAGUGUGGGCACUAUGUAAAUAAAAGAAAUACUACAGGGAUGAGUACAGAUGGACAUCAAAAAAAGAGAAGAACAACAUGGACACAGAAGGACACUAAGAUUAACAAAAAACAAGAGCCGAUUUGUAAAGGAGCCCUUCUAUCAAGAAUUACAGGGAUCUGAAAGGAGGUCGAGGGAUGUAUGUGGGCCUGCUCUGAGGCCAGGGACUGAACCAUCAAGCCUGUAGUUCUGGCAAAGGGGCGCCUCCUGGCUCUGACCCCUGAAAAACAAGCCUUGCUAAAUGGAAGAGACCAAUUUGAGAAGUCACCAUAUAACAUUUUAUUUUUGUAAACAUUUUUUUAAGUUUAUGAUUUCCAAAAGGAGCAAACGCUAAUGUACGUAUAUACAUAUUAUAUAUUAUAUGUGUGUAACAUAAUAAGUUUGUUUAAAAAAAAAAAAAAAAUGUGUCUUUGCAGUUUAGAAGAGGGAGUUGAGGAGAUGCUAGCUUUCUCCCUGUAUUCUGAGCAUCUCCCACCACACCCCACCCCCCUCACUCUUGUGUGUGUAUAUGUGUGUGUGUGUGUGUGUGUGUGUGUGUGUGUGUGUGUGUGUGUGUGUGUGCAUGUGUGUGUGUGUGUGUGUGUGUCUGUGUGUGUGUGUGUGUGUGUGUGUGUGUGUGUGUGUGUGUGUGUGUGUGUGUGUGUGUGUGUGUUUGGUUGUUUAGGGGUGGGGGGUAGGUGAUCCAGCAGACAUCACUAUGUAAUUGUUAAGGGAAUAUGGAUUCGCCUUCAGAUAAUAAAAUGCUUUUUGAGCCUGUCUUCCACUAAUGGACUUCAGUAGUGUAGUUGGUUGGCUAGUUUUGUCAAGCAAUCUGCAUUUUGAAGAUUCCAAAAAAUAAGAAUGAUGAAUAAGUAUCCCUACAAUGGUCUGUGCAUAUUGUUAUAAGAAAGGAUAUACAUGAUAUGAUCAUUUGAUGACACACAAGCUGAAGUCCACAGUGAGAGCUGAAAUGUCUCAGUAGUAGGUCAUGUCUGCUGGAGGCCUGGCUGUCCCUUACAUCACUACCAAACAUGUUGUUGUGGUGUUGUGGUUUGAGUUGGCUGUGUUGUGUAGUAAACUGAUUUUGUACAUUGUGUUAGGUAGGUUAGGGAAGGAUAGGGGUGGGUGGGUUGAACAAGCAGUCUGAGGGAGGGUACAAAUAAGAAAUAUGGGAGCUGUCUACAUUAAAGCCUCAUAGGAAAGUCGCCCAUUCAUCCUUAAACACAGACUUCCACCGCCAUGAGGGAUGGUGGGAUGAGAGAGGGGGAAAAAAGCCCUAUAUGAAGUCAAAAAAAGUGUCACGAACAAACAAAGUUUUACUAAGAGUCUCUUUAAACCUUUCUAUUUAUAUGGAUCUCUACUUUAGUAACAUCCUUCUAUAUUUAAACGUUGUACUAAUAUCAUGCUGUCAGGCAUGGUCGGAGAGUCAGUUGUAGCCAUUUACUAAUGUUGUAUUUAUUGUGUUACCAGUAAGGGGUAAAAAACAUUUAUAUAUGAAUAUAGAUAUAUCUAUUUGUUAUCUGCAACUCUUGGACAUAACUUUGCCUUUGAUUUUCAAAUUUCAUGCAGGAUUCAAUGCACUGUCGAUGUAUGAUGAGGUUUCUACCUGUGAUGUUUUUUUCAUUUGACAUUCAUUUGGUUUUAUUUCCCUUUCAGUUCACCUACUGAAUGUAUCUUCAAAAAAAAUUCUCAAACUUUUUAGGUAGAUGUUGUUUUAUAUAUAUAUAUAUAUAUAUAUAUAUAUAUAUAUAUAUAUAUAUAUAUAUAUAUAUAUAUAUAUAUAUAUUUAAUGCUAUUUAAAAAGCAUACAGUACUCUGUACAUUAUAUACACGUGUAAAUUAUAUAACAAAAUGUUUCUGAUAAUAUGCUGGACUUCUUCUGCUGACCCAGAUAGAUUAUAAUGCCCUGGCCAAAAAAAGAAAAAAAAAGUUGAUGAGGGAAGCAUUUAAAAGGAACACUAGUACCUUGCAGCCAGUGGGAGAGACAGAAAUGUGUGAUCAUUACAGGAUCAGUUAGAAUUUUUAUCAGCCAGGCUUUUCAAAUUUCAUAAGAACAAGGAGAAAGGGAGUGCCCCGUCCUGUGUGAGAGAGAAAGAUAGAGGGAUAGAGGGAGGAGGAAAAGAAAAACAGAUAUUUUUUAAAUAUAGAUUUUUCUCCCCGUUUUUUUCUGCUAGUCUGUUCUCUCUCCCUUUGUCUUUCUCCCCUGAAUCUCAACAUUAUCAAGGUGCUGGGAGCGAGUGCUAUGUGGGGGGGAGGAAAAGGAGGAGGAAAAAUAGGGGGGUAUGGAAGGGAGUGGGUACAGUCUCCUCUGAGGUACAUGGGGUGGACAAAUUAAAAGAAACUUCCAGUAGUAAAUCAUGAUAUUGACAACAUAUACUGUACUGAAGAAAACCUGUUUACUUUAUCUGUCUGUUGGCGAGCUUCACUGCAGCUUUCUGGGUUAAGAUCAGGCAUCUUAACUAACAUGUCUUAACACUUUAGAAGCGUGUUUACACAUUUAUGUUGAUUCAGAAGGGGAUUCAAACUACUACUAUUAGUAUUAUUAAGAAUGAACAUGAAAUAAUAGGAAAAACAUAAGUUUUUGUUAUAAUUCAUCACUUUAGGGCGCCUGGGUAGCUCACCUGGUAGAGCGUGCGCCCAUAUAAAGAGGUUUACUCCUCGACACUGCGGGUUUGACUCCAACUUGCGGCCCUUUGCUGCAUGUCAUUCCCCCUCUCUCUCCCCUCAUGUCUUCAACUGUCCUUUAAAUAAAGGCCUAAAAUGCCCAAAAAAUAAUCUUUAAAAAAUACAAAAAUAAUUAAUCACUUUAAUGAAUAUGUAUCAAAUUCUAUCAGCCCUUAGUGUGUACUUGACAUGGACCAUGAACAGAUGCAAGAGCCAUGUAAGACCUCACAUGAGUUGUUCUGACCCCAAUCAGUUUAAUGAUUAAUAAAAUUAUUGAUUUGUUAGAUGUCCUACAGAAAACAAUGUACUCAUCUCAGGGUUUGUUUGGUCAGGAAAAGAAGUGAUCCAGCCAAAAAACAUGUAUACAUGAAUGUAGCUCAGUGUAGCUAAAUGAAAGCAGCACAAGCUGCUGCUGAACAUGGCUGUAAAAACGGCGGCCUUUUAUGACAGCUCUUUUUUUAACCAAUGAAACAUUUUUAGGUGUACUAUGCGUUAUUUAAAAUAACAUAUCAAU